Liolophura sinensis is the source of this 2169-nucleotide messenger RNA. RefSeq names its product xaa-Pro dipeptidase-like. The record is from RefSeq and is a predicted model, not a curated record. Gene Ontology annotation, molecular function: manganese ion binding; metalloaminopeptidase activity. NCBI's taxonomy places the organism in Eukaryota, Metazoa, Mollusca, Polyplacophora, Chitonida, Chitonidae.
UUCACUAUCCACAACCAACGGGGGUGUGUCGAGUUGUCAUUUAUUUCUCCCUUGUCAUAUAGCUCUAAGACGGACGGCCGAAAUGCAGGCGCAGCCAGCCUUCUGCCGUGGGGAUCACACCCUUUCCGUCCCUAUGACCCUGUUCAAACAGAACCGCAGCCGCCUGUGUGAAGCCUUGAGAUCCAGUGGGACCAUACAGAAGGGGUCCAUUGUUGUGCUGCAGGGGGGAGAGGCAGUCAUGAGGUACUGUUCAGACCAUGAGCCACUUUUCAGACAGGAGUCUUACUUCCACUGGACAUUUGGAGUGGAGGAACCAGACUUCUAUGGGGCAGUGGAGGUUGAUUCUGGCAAAUCCAUCCUCUUCUGCCCCAAACUGCCCGAGUCUUAUGCCGUCUGGAUGGGAAGAUUGAAGACCACAGAUGACUUCAUGGCUCAGUAUGGGGUGGAUGAGGUGCACUAUGUUCCUGAUAUAAAAUCAGUUCUGAAAGGGAAAGAGCCAUCUGCGCUGUUAGUUUUGCAUGGUUUGAACACAGACAGUGGAAGUUACAGUAAAGAGGCAGCCUUUGAUGGAAUUGGAGAAUUUUCAGUUGACAACAAAAUUUUACAUCCAGUUAUCAGUGAAUGCCGAGUGUUCAAAUCUGAGCUGGAACUGGAGGUACUGAGGUACAGUAACAGACUCAGUAGUGAGGCUCACAAAGAGGUGAUGAGAAGUAUCAGACCAGGCAUGUUUGAAUAUCAGAUAGAGAGCAUCUUCCGACAUUACUGCCAUUAUUAUGGAGGGGCCAGGAACCUAGCCUACACCUGUGUGUGUGGAAGUGGUAUAAAUGGAGCUACCCUCCACUACGGGCAUGCAGGAGAGCCCAAUAAGAAACAGAUGGUGGAUGGAGAAAUGUGCCUUUUUGAUAUGGGCUCUGAGUACUGCUGCUACACCUCUGACAUUACCUGUAGUUACCCAGUUAAUGGCAAAUUUUCACCUGAGCAGAAGAUCAUCUAUGAAACUGUGUAUAAGUCCAGCCGGGCUGUCAUGGAAGCUGUCAAACCAGGUGUGAACUGGGUAGACAUGCACCUGCUGGCUGACCGUGUUCACCUGACUGAGCUGAAGCGUCAUGGACUCCUACAGGGUGAUGUGGAGGACAUGAUGAAAGUGAGACUUGGGGCGGUCUUUAUGCCCCAUGGGCUGGGUCACUUCAUAGGGGUGGACACCCACGAUGUUGGUGGCUAUCCAGAGGGCACAGAGAGAGUAAAUGAGCCAGGGCUGAGAAGUCUGAGGACUGCACGAAUCUUACAGAGAAGCAUGGUGCUCACCAUAGAACCAGGGGUCUACUUUAUCCGCUGUUUGUUAGAUGCGGCAUUACAGAACCCUGAUCAGGCCAAGUUCCUGGUUCAAGAGCAGAUUGACAAGUUCCGUAAUUUUGGAGGGGUUCGUAUUGAGGAUGACAUUGUAGUGACAGAGACAGGAAUGGAGUUGAUGACAUGCGUUCCUCGUACUGUGGAGGAGAUUGAGGCCAUCAUGGCAGAGGGACGUGCCAGAGGUGAUCAGCCACUGCCACAGCUCAAGAAACAUUGAGGGAGGAGUUCGAGGGGAAAUAACUCUGGAUAAAUAAAACAGACAGCAUUAUAUAAACAUUAUCAUUAAUAGGGGCUUAAAACAAACUCAAAUCACACAUCUAAAGCAAUUCUGUGAUUUUACUGAUCUUGUGGUUGGUAUUUGCUAACAUAUGGCAUUACCAUAAAAGAUUCUGAUAAAAAUGUUAAAAUGGACUUCACUUUGUGUUCAAAAAUACUUGAUGAUGUGUAGUUUAUACGUCACCUGUACUUGUGGUAGAGUGAAUCAUUUUUGAACCUUGUCUGCUACAUGUAUAUUUUAGUGUUAUGAGGUGCUGUAAUUCAUCUAAAGUUUGAUAUAUAAAAAUGCACUUACAGCAACACAUCAAGGUCUUAAAAUGAUAAUCCAGAUGCAAACACAAGUUGUUUGUGAAGUUUAACUUGAUUCGCUCGUUAAGGUAGAAGCAUCAAUAAGAAUCAAACAAAAUGUCACUUGAAAAAUGCUAAACUUAAUUGAAAUACAGCACAUUUACUUUAAGGUCAUUAAAUGUCUUCUUGUUUAGCCUUGUGUCUGUAGCUGCCUGCAUCAAAGGUAAAAUAAACUUUUCUUUGAAUAGCACAAUA